AUGCUGGUGUCCAUGACGGAAGGCAGCCUCACUGGCAAGAGACCCACGCCGGCGGCGCGCCUGCAGGAGAUCCUACGGGGUCUGGUGGCGUUGCUCCGGGCCAUGGCCAAGGUCCAGCGAGAGCGGUGCCUGCGCGAGCUCUUCAGCGAGCAGCAACGGCUGGCUCUCGCGAGCUAUAUGCAGACACCCGAUGCCCAGAAGGUCGCUGUGUCGCCUGGGCCCUGCGGAGUCAAAGGUGCAACUCCUGCGACUUCGCCUGCGAAGCCUGAGCCGCUUUCGCAGCAAAAGCGCAGGACGCGGACGCGAGCUGCGGUGCCGGGGCUGGUGGUGAACGCCCAGCGCAACGGCUGCUACUUCCGCGCCCAAGUGGCUAUCGGAAGCCUUCGAUUGGUGUCACGCUCCCUGCGAAGCCGGGAGAGCGUGGAGCCUUUCCACCGAUGCCUCAUGCGCUUCAAGAAGCACAUGGACCAGGUCUGCUCCCGGGACGAGUUUCAGGAGACCUUCGUGAAGGUAUUGCACGCCACCUUGGACGCCUGCGGAGUUUCGGCGGCGGAUGCAGGUCUGCGGCUCCACGUGAGCUUCCGCGCGGGCCGCUCUCAGUUGACCUCGAGGCCUUACCUGGUAGCAGACCAGGCGGCGCUGCAGAGAGGGUUGGCGUCCUGGCGCCGGUGCCAAGACGGGGAGAAGCUUCGCGAGGUCUUCCUGCAGGACCUGCGGCGGGCGCAGUGCUCCACGCGCCAGCUGCGACGCUGUGAGGCCAUCUUCGACUCGGCGGAGCGGCGCCGCGCGGAGCUGGCGGCGGCCCGCCGCGCCAGGCAGACGCGGCGCGCGGAGAAGGAGCGGCAGGCACAAGCCAGGCGGCUUUGCCGGCAGCCCAAGAGGACGCGGCAGCCAGUGCUGAGUCGCCCAGAACGUGCGGUUCGCAGGCUGCUGAGGCGCUGGGCCGCGCUGGACCGCUGCAGGCUCAAGGUGAAGCGCGGCCUGGAAAGCUGA
Molecule: messenger RNA, 993 nt
Organism: Effrenium voratum
Lineage: Eukaryota; Dinophyceae; Suessiales; Symbiodiniaceae
Source: the annotation of a GenBank genome assembly